CAAUUGAAUUGCUAUGAUGUCACAUUCAUCAAGAAACAAUAUACUGAUUCCCUUGUUCGUAGCCAAGUAGCAUGAAAAGAAUUUAAAAACGCCUAAUGAAGUUAUUCUAAAUUCCUUAUGCAGAACAGCUUUACCGGUAAUAUAAGUAGAAAGUAUAUAGAUGUUUAAAACUUCAUAUGCUGAUCAGGUCGUUGUUUAUUGCUGGUGGCUGUAUGUUCACUUGGGCAUACUUUUCUAACUUCUUCCAGCUUUAGUAAGUUGUAACCUUUGAUUAACGCAUUUCUAUCUACCCUGCCGUUUUGUAAACAAUUACGAAGUUGUUCCACAGGUGUUUUACAAACAUCUCCGCGAAAUUUAGAUUUAAACGACCUACACUAACGGACACCAACCAUGCCUGCUGGCAAGACAAUGGCCAUUCGUCAAGUCAUAUUUCUACUUCUUGGAUUAAUUUGUGGUUUCCAUGUUACGCUGUUUGUUCGCCAGAAUCAAUGCCAUUUAACUUACAAACGGAACUCGCGACCAAGGACUCAAGGACAAGAACUUGGCAACCGCAAUUUCUUAUUUGUUGGUGUCAUAACAGCAGAGCAGCUAGUAAAAACUCGAGCAAAGGCUGUGUAUGAUACUUGGGGCAAACAUAUUCCUGGUAAAUUGACCUUUUUUUCUAGUGGUGACGCAGGAAAAGAGAUCGGACUGCCAAUCGUGAGCUUACCGGGCGUCGAUGAUACAUAUCCUCCGCUGAAAAAAUCCUUGAUGAUGAUUAAAUACAUGCACGAUUUCCACGUGGAUGACUAUGAGUGGUUCAUGCGAGCGGAUGAUGAUGUUUAUGUUCGAAACGAUAAGUUAAUUCGCUUCUUACAAUCAUUAAAUAGUUCGGAUGAUAUUCACCUGGGGCACGCUGGCACAGGUGCGAAGGAAGAAAUGGGAAUGUUGAGUAUGGAACCAGGUGAUAACUAUUGUAUUGGAGGACCUGGAGUUAUAUUGAGUAGAAGCGUUUUGAAAAAGGUGGCACCACAUUUGGAGUACUGUCUAGAAACAGCACCAACAUCACAUGAAGACAUUGAGGUUGGACGCUGCAUACAGCGUUACACAGGAAUUCCUUGCACUUGGGCCCUCGAGGUAAGUUCAAUAAUCCGGCGACUCUAACAAACUUAAUAGGUUUCGCUAAUGCUUACAUUCAGUUGUACCUUAUAUAACGUUGUAUCAUUGCAUAGGAACUUUGCAAUAACAAUUAACGAGAAAUUGUUAUUCAGAAUAGACUUAUACAAAUUGCCAAAUUCUUGCUAAGCUGAGGCUGGCCUUCAAUCAGAUAUCAUAGUCAAACUUCAUACAUUUUAUAACUAGUGAAGUAGCCUAGCAGCAAAAAGAGGACAACUGAAUUCUUGUAACUUCUUAUUUAUCGCAAUUUGAUUGGCUCGAUUUCAUAUAGCGUUUACUACUUACUUCCCAGCAGUCAUUUCGAGCGGGCGAAGAAGUAUUGCGCGCCGGUCUGUCUCUCGUAGACCAUAUCCGCGACUGACCGAGACCUUGCAUUUACGUACAUACAAUUUUCAGACCACUGGCUAUUCUUUCGUGUGUUAUAUACUACGGCAAUUAUUUGUGAAAUCGUUCAUGACAAAUUCAACCCGCGAGCAAAUGAGCAAGCUCUCCGGGGCGCUUCGGGGGCGGGGCGGGAGUCGCCAGAGCGCCCCCAAAGAGCUUGUUCGCAGGCUAAUGACAAAUUGACUCAAGUAGUUACAGACUUCAGUACUCCCGAAAAGUGGAACUAAAAAAGAAGAAGACAAGAAAGAAAAAUAUAAAAAAGACGUCCGUUUGAACUUGCUCCCGUAAAUUACACAUUUGAUGAUGAUGAUGAUGAUGAUGACGAUUAUAUUAGAGUAUAAUACCAUCAACUGACGUGAUACAACUCACUUUGACUCUGAAGGUGACUACCGCACAGGUUGUCGAAACGUCAGUCACUGUCAACAACAACAGUCCUAUUCAGGACUACGUUCACCCGGAAGGUCAAACUCAACCUACUUUUUAUUAUUCUUAAGUUCGAGUGAACACAACCACGUGGAAGAUAGUCCCUCUAUCUGGAAGGCUGAUUAAUAUCCACCCAAAAUAAAUUUGCCACUUAAAAGUUUUGAUCAUGUGACUUGUAUGAUCAAGAUUACACGUUUAGGUGCAGGCCGAUCUCACUACAAUAUGUAUUAACGGCAAAUGAUAUCCUGAUCUAUUGAUAACCUACAAUGCCGUUCAGCAAUUUUACCUCAUUGUUAACCCAGGUCUUAGACGCAUACCUAACUGUCUCACAGUUUCAUAUAUUCGCUUCUACUUCGUUAAAUAAUUGUUUAAUUAUACACUAAGCAUCUCUAAGUCUGUGUCUUUUGUUAUGAAUGCCUCAUAGUUGAUUAGUUAGACCCACAUCAGGUUUGAUUUGUUAUAAUAUUUUUCAAACUCUUUUUCAGAUGCGCACCCUUUUCUUUCACCACUACACAGAGAAGGGGAAGGUUUUCCAUGGUAAGUUGGACACGAGGAUUAUUAGGGAGGCCAUCACCCUUCACCCUAUCAAACAACCGGAAUAUAUGCACCGCUUACACGUACACUUUAUGAACUCAAAAAUUGAGCUUCUCCAACAUAAAGCCGUUGAACUGCAGAGGAUUUUAAGGAACAUGGAUCGACUGAUAAAAGCAGACGAAAAAAGGCUCGUUCCUCAGGAAAAAAACAGUCUUCAGAACAUUAAAGAUCAACUGGCCAAAAACUACUCUGAACAAUGGGACAUGUUUACUGCUAACUCGUACUACUUUGAUGUUAAGUUACGAUCCCCUGGGACUGGCAUUCGUGGAGCAUUAAAAAUCGAAUUAACGCAUUUACUGGAAAGCACAAUUGACCACUUAAAAGAAGAGUCCCGAAGGACUUCCCACGCUGGAAAUAAAAACGUUCAUAAAAUAAAACAUGGUUACCGACGUGUCCACCCCAUCUACGGUGUUCAGUAUGUCUUGCAACUUACGGUUAAAACGCAGAGAAAAAUCCGUGAUCAUAAACUUAAAAAAACUAGGACAAUUUCUACUCUCAACGACAGAGUGUUUCACAGCCAAAGGCCAUUGGGUAACGUGCUGUAUAGAGCUGAACCCGUUUACGACAUGUCUCCUUAUGUACACUUCCUUGUUCCUUUGGAAGGACGCUUAGAAACGUUUCGUCGCUUCAUGAAUAACUUUGAGCAGGUCUGUCUCAAACCUUUACUAAGAGUAAAGCUUUUAGUGGCAUAUUCGUCAUCCGUUUCUUCCCCAGAUGAACACAAAGCCGUAUUAAAGGAAUAUCAAGAUAAAUAUCCCUUAGCGGGACUUACUUGGCUCGAUGUCCCGGGUAACUUUUCCCGCGGGAUAGCAAUGAUGCUUGCAGCAGAUCAAUAUGAAAGAACGGCUUUGUUGUUCUUAUGUGACGUUGAUUUGAUAUUGAGCAAAGAGUUUAUUGACCGGUGCCGAAUGAACACAGCUCUUGGAAAACAAGUUUUUUACCCAAUAAUGUACAGCCAAUUUGAUCCCAAGUUAUCGCACACUUCUAACAACAAACCUGACACCUAUUACAACAUAAAUAAAGGUGGAGGAAUUUGGAGGACAUACUCGUACGGACCUGCUUGUAUGUAUGGUCAAGAUUUGCACGCUGUUGGAGGUUUCGAUACCAGCAUCAAAGGCUGGGGAUGGGAAGAUGUUGAUUUAUAUCAAAAAUUUAUCAAUCAUACAGAGUAUGAGGUGUUAAGAGCAGCCGAUCCCGGACUUAUUCAUAUUUAUCAUCCGGUAAACUGUGAUCCAAAUCUACCAGAUCGUCAAAUGACUCUGUGUCAAGGAUCAAAAGCAUCUGGAAUAGCCAAUCAAAAGGAAUUAUUGGAGGCUAUGCUUUCAGUAUCUACACAAAAGCCCAACAAUAGCUAAUUCCCGCAACCUUCUUGUAAUGGAGAAUCAGUACGGAACCUGCUACAAUUAUGCAAUUUUAGUCUUGCGGUCGUGUUUUCCCUCGUCUUCAGUAGAGGGCCAGUCAGAGAUAAACAGAAUUCCAAGGAGCCAGGAAAAACUGGUUUGCGUCUUGAAUCCUUUAUUAAAUUAACCUGCGAUCAGGUUACUUAAGAAUAAAUUCGUCUUUCAUUGUCUGUUUUCCUUUUAACUAUCUAAUUAUUAUUUGAAGCAGUGCUCGAUCAGGCCGGUACUCAGUUGAACGAGUAAUAAAGCGAAUUGUAAAAAUCGGCCACAGCGAUUUCAGGCAGAAAUCAGUCAGUUAUAGUACUUCAUCUUAGCUUUGUUCCCCGGCCUUCGGUGAUGGAAUAAUCAGAAUAAUGAUUCAUACAUUGUAGUAGUCAACAGAUUUAGCGUGGAAAAUAUUCAAUCGAUAAAUCAAGGCUUUAUUGAUAAUCAAGUUAGCCAUUUGGCUGAUAUUUGACCUACUAGUGAAUGCUUAUUAUAUUCGUUUUCAGUUGAGCUUGUAUGAAAAAUUGAACACAAAUUCGGGGAGGGGGGGAAUCUUACAUUAUUCCUCGGUGAUUUCCCUCAAAUGCCGAGAAAUAUGAAUUCCUUUAAAUUCAAAGAUGUCAGAUUAUCCAGUUUAGUAUAAAUCUUUGUUUGUCUA
Molecule: messenger RNA, 4599 nt
Organism: Porites lobata
Lineage: Eukaryota; Metazoa; Cnidaria; Anthozoa; Scleractinia; Poritidae
Source: the annotation of a GenBank genome assembly